Molecule: messenger RNA, 2031 nt
Organism: Sipha flava (yellow sugarcane aphid)
Lineage: Eukaryota; Metazoa; Arthropoda; Insecta; Hemiptera; Aphididae
Product: proton-coupled amino acid transporter-like protein pathetic
Exons: 10
Coding region: 426-1895 (489 amino acids)
Biological process (GO): amino acid transmembrane transport
Cellular component (GO): vacuolar membrane
Molecular function (GO): amino acid transmembrane transporter activity
Source: RefSeq, a predicted model, not a curated record
CUAUUAUUAUUACAAACGUUUAUGAACGAGAACAAGAGAAUCGAUUUUUUUGACGUAUAAAAACAAAAACGUUUUGAUAUCCUAUCGACGGUUGUUACAUUAUAUAUUUUUUAUUAUUGCUAUCACAACUACUAUUACUAUGUGUUUGUUAACCGACGGGGCAAAACGAAGAGUGUUUUUCGAAUGAUGAUUGCAUUGUACACGGAUGACACGUACUCCCGUUGAAUAUAUAUUUGCUCGCGAACGAUAUGAAUACGCGCACUCGUUGUCCUUAUAAUAUUAUGAGAGAAUAUUACAGUUUUUUUUAUUUUCAACGCUUGUGUUUGACAUAGUUCCUUAGCCGUCUCUAUACCACCUACAUACUUACCGUCGAACGAGAGGAAUUACGUGCAUGCAGCCUAGUCGCUAAUAUUAUAUACUACCGAAUGGUAGGCAGUUCAUACGGGUCCAUGCGGCCGAUUAUUACUGAACUGGAUAACAACAAAAAAGGAUCGAUACGAACAGAUGUUGCAGAUCUUGUAUUGGUCAAGUACAAAUGUUCAUCAAACGGAGUACCUGUGACACAAACCAAUGGUUCGACGCUUCCCCUGGUACCCAGUACCAGCAAGGAUGCCGAGCUCGGUGGCUACGAUCCGUUCGAUCAUCGAGUGGUCCAACAUCCAACCACCGACAUGGAAACAUUCAUACAUCUAUUGAAAGGCAGUCUAGGCUCAGGCAUAUUGGCCAUGCCUUUAGCUUUCAUGAAUGCUGGACUGAUAUUUGGAUUGGUGGCAACCGCUAUUAUUGGAUUUGUCUGUACAUAUUGUGUUCACAUACUGGUAAGAUCCUCUCACAAAUUGUGUCGUAGAAUGCAAGUACCAGCAUUGGGAUUUGCUGAUGUUGCCGAAGUUGCCUUCCUUGCUGGACCUCCAGCCUUCCAAAAAUUUUCUGGGCUAUUCAGAGGCCUUGUUAACACGUUCCUAACUAUAGAUUUGCUUGGUUGCUGUUGCGUUUAUAUUGUAUUUGUUUCGCAAAAUUUAAAACAGGUUGUAGAUUCAUAUUUUGAAGCUGAAAUGAAUAUCAGAUGGUACAUGUUGAUAUUGAUGCCUUUUAUAAUCGCCAUGAAUUUAAUACGUAAUCUCAAGUAUCUAGCUCCAUUUUCAAUGAUUGCAAACUUUUUGGUUGGCAUUUGCAUGAGUAUCACCUUCUGGUAUAUGUUCCAAGAUAUGCCUUCAACUAAAACUGUAGAUUACAUAGCUGAUUGGCAUAAAUGGCCAUUAUUUUUUGGCACUGCAAUCUUUGCAUUGGAAGGAAUUGGCGUUGUGAUGCCAUUAGAAAACAAUAUGAAAACUCCACAGCACUUUAUUGGUUGUCCCAGCGUACUCAACUUUGGUAUGGCCAUAGUUGUUGUUUUGUAUUCUACUGUUGGUCUAUUUGGUUAUCUUAAGUAUGGAAAAGAAACUAAAGGAAGCAUUACACUGAAUCUACCUACUGAUGAAUUAUUAGCACAAUCUGUUAAAGUCAUGAUAGCUGUUGCUAUUUUCUUCACAUACAGUCUUCAAUUUUACGUACCUUUUGAAAUCAUCUGGAAAGGAACUAAGCACCGGUUCACUUCACACCCAGAUUUUUUUGAAUAUUUGCUCAGAGUGAUCUUGGUUGUGUGUACAGUUGGCAUUGCAAUCGCUGUACCUGAAUUAGGCCCAGUCAUAUCGCUUGUGGGAGCACUGUGUUUAUCAUUUUUGGGUUUAAUCUUGCCAAGCUGUAUUGAUCUGGUAACAACCUGGGAAGAGCCAGGAUUGGGCAAAGGAUACUGGCGUCUGUGGAAAAAUAUGAUCAUCAUUGCAUUUGGCAUAUUGGGCUUGGUCACUGGCGUCUAUAGUAGUAUGAUUGACAUCUUUGAAUUGUUCAAACAUUGAGCGUACACGUUAUUGUGAUUUUGAUUAAUAAGCUACGGCAGCGACACAAUUUCUCUCAUACAGACAGAACAGCAAUAUUAGCGUUGUCAAUUACAUCUUAGCGUCCAGUAAUAUUGUUUAAAAAAAAAAAAAAAAC